This is a messenger RNA of Manis pentadactyla (Chinese pangolin), 2476 nucleotides long. RefSeq names its product solute carrier family 25 member 45 (gene SLC25A45). Gene Ontology annotation, biological process: transport. Gene Ontology annotation, cellular component: mitochondrion. Lineage: Eukaryota; Metazoa; Chordata; Mammalia; Pholidota; Manidae. Gene Ontology annotation, molecular function: transmembrane transporter activity. The record is from RefSeq and is a predicted model, not a curated record.
CCCAGGGAAGCCAGCUCCCCGUGCGCAUGGCUGGCUCCUCCCUUCUGCACGUGUGUCCUCCAGGCAGAACUAGGACUUUCCCUCCUUGUUCCCUGUCCCCACGCGUUCCUAGGAGUACCUGGUCUAAGCGAGGAUGUAAGGGGCCAACUGGAGUUUCUCUGGAGUCUCGAAGGAAGGCCCUGCCCGCCUUCCUCCUGCCUGAAGCCUUCUUUCCCCUCUGCACAGACUUGCCUCCUGGGCCUGGUGGGAGGGGCCUCACUCAUGGCACCUUCUCACCACAGGAGCUCUGGGCUUAGUCCUGGGACAUCCCUUUGACACUGUAAAGGUGAGUCUCAGGGAGGCACCAUGGAAUGAAAGAUGUUGCCUGAACCACAUGUCAGGGUGCCCUCAGAGCAGGGCCCAGUGGGCACAGAGGCUCUUUCCUGUCUCCCCGGCCCAGCUGCAUUCUGCUCCGAGGGGCAGGGAGAUGCGCCGGGCUGCAGCCAUGCCUGGCCUGCCCGCCUGCUCUGUCCUCCCCAUCUAGGUGCAGACGCAGACCUCCUACCGGGGCAUCGUUGACUGUGUGGUCAGGACUUAGCGCCAUGAGUCACUUCUGGGCUUCUUCAAGGGAAUGAGCUUCCCCACUGCGAGCAUAGCUGUGGUCAACUCCAUUCUGUCUGGGGUCUACAGCAACACCCUGCUGGCGCUAACAGCAACCUCCCACCAGGAUCGGCGGGCCCAGCCACCCAGCUGCAUGCAUGUCUUCAUAGCAGGCUGCACAGGGGGCUUCCUGCAGGCCUACUGCUUGGCCCCUUUUGACCUCAUCAAAAUCCGGCUACAAAACCAGACAGAGCCACGGGUGCUCGGGGAGACCCCACCCCGGUACUGGGGACGCGUGCACUGUGCAACCUCCAUCUUCCAGGAGGAGGGACCCCGGGGGCUGUUCCGGGGAGCCUGGGCCCUGACGCUGAGGGACACCCCCACCCUGGGGAUCUAUUUUGUCAUCUAUGAAUGGUUCUGUCGCCAACCCACCCCAGAUGGCCAGAACCCCAGCCCAGGUACAGUGCUGGUGGCAGGGGGCUUUGCCGGCAUCGCCUCCUGGGCGGUGGCCCCCCCCUUGGACGUGAUCAAGUCCCGGAUGCAGAUGGCCGGGCUGAAGCAGAGGGAGUACCGGGGGGUGCUGGACUGCGUGGUAAGCAGCGCCCGGCAGGAAGGACUGGGGGUCUUCUUCCCGGGGCUCACCAUCAACAGUGCCCGCGCCUUUCCCGUCAACGCCGUCACCUUCCUCAGCUACGAAUACCUCCUGCGCUCCUGGGGAUGAGCCUGGCCAGGCAAUGUCCGCAGCUCCCCAGCGGCGGCUCCGCCCAGUGACCCUGAUGGGAGGCCAGGGCGGAAGCGCCCAUUGCGGUUCGGGUGUGAGGCUCAGCGCUGCUCCGGAUCACCGCGCGGCCUCGCAGGCGCAGCCGGGGCUGGGGUGCCGGAGGCCAGGGCCCUGGACUCGCCCAGACCCGAGGCUGCUCUCAGCCUCCCAGUAACACGUGCCUCAUUCCUGUGCUGCCCAAGCCCGAGGUAAACUGGCUAGCCCGUGAGCUGUGACCUUCUGGCCCCGGCCAGUGAUGUCACCCCUCAAAGAGCUCUCAGGGCCUGCACUCUACUGCCGGGUGCUAGCCACCCCCUGGAUUCCAGCGACUGCGUCCUCAUCUGCCUUCCACCUCUCCUCCUUUCAAGCGCCCCCCUACCAAACGACUUGAGUAGAUUUUGUGCCUCAGAAUCCUUCGGCGGCUCCCAAAACCUUACGGACAAAACCCAAACUCCCCCACCUACCGGGCUCUCUCUGCACAGGAACCUUCCUGUCCCUCAGCUUCGGCAGCGCGGCCCUGCCUGAGAACAAGCUGUGUUCUCACUGUCCUGGGCCUGGAAGCCUUGUCCCCGCUGGCCAAAGCGAGCAGUGCCUGCAGCGACCCCGUCAUCCCUCUGGCUGAGUCCACUCUCAGUCGCAGGCUGAGCACUGUCUCCUGGAGUCCUUCCUCCGCUUGUCUCCGGCCCCAGGCUGACUCUGGGGAGGCCAGUCCCACCUGCACGCCGUGAUCAUAGCCUCACCUGUGCUGGGUCAUAUUUGCUGAUUCGCUUCUCAGCUUCCCCCUUACACUGGGAGGUCCUGGAGAUCAGGUCCUACUUCGGAUUAUUUCUCAGCAUAGAGCCCCAUGCGAUGCUCGAGGCGCCCGGGGAAAUGCUCGCUAAAUGAAGCGCUGAUUGCCAAUCCAACUUCUCUGCCUCACUCCAACCCGCACACCUGCUUCCUUGGCUCUGCCCCCCUCCACUGAGAGGUGUGCCUGCCUGGGCCCCUCUUGGGUGCCAGAAACGGGGGUGCCACCUCAUGCACUCCCAUCUGCAUCCCGUGGCACUUGUUUACCCAUCUCAAUUGCUAAGUGGGAAUAAAAACUAGCCAAGUGGUGUCAUUUAACUGCAAUAAAGCUGAGCAGUUUGUACCUACUAA